Molecule: messenger RNA, 5828 nt
Organism: Anolis carolinensis (green anole)
Lineage: Eukaryota; Metazoa; Chordata; Lepidosauria; Squamata; Anolidae
Gene: rpap2
Product: RNA polymerase II associated protein 2
Exons: 11
Coding region: 61-1743 (560 amino acids)
Cellular component (GO): nucleus; cytoplasm
Molecular function (GO): RNA polymerase II CTD heptapeptide repeat phosphatase activity; RNA polymerase core enzyme binding
Source: RefSeq, a predicted model, not a curated record
ACGCCCCCUUCUCCAAACAACGCAGGCGCAGUGAGGGGUUAGAGGUCUUUCCCGGCAGCGAUGGCGGAAGAGAGGACUCGUAGCGGCUCCAAGGCGAGGAGGCAGCGCCGGCGCCCGGGCAAUAAACAGCCCAGUGUCCUGACAAAUGAAGAUGCCGCACAAAGGAAAGCAGCACUUGAAGCCGCUAUUAGAAAGAAGAUUGAGCAUGAGCGAAAAGCCUUGAAGGUGGUUGAACGCCUUUUAGAAGAUGAUAUCACUGAAGAAUUCCUCACAAAUUGUGGGAAGUUGAUUACACCUUCUCACUAUAAGGAUGUUGUGGAAGAGCGGUUUAUUGUCAAACUGUGUGGCUACCCCACCUGUCGAAAUAGGCUGCAGAAUGUACCAAAGCAAAAGUACCAAAUUUCAACAAAAACAAACAAAGUUUACGAUAUUACUGAAAGAAAGUGUUUUUGCAGCAACUUCUGUUACAGAGCAUCAAAAUACUUUGAAGGUCAAAUUUCCCAAAGUCCGGUGUGGCUGCGAGAUGAAGAAAGGCCACCAGACAUUGAAUUACUAAAAGAAGGAGCAAGGGGUGAUGCUGGGAAGGAAGUAAAACUAGUUACUGAAGGCGUUUCAACUUUAGACAUUGACAGUCAUGUCCCAGCGGCUGUCCAAGUUGACUCUAGCACAGAAAGCGAGAGUGGCAGCAGCGAUGCUGAGCAAGAAUUUGUUUCUUCCAUUCUGCAAGAGAAUCUGUCAGGAGCAGAGAAGGAAACUCUGAAGGUGCCCAGAAACAGUAUCCUCAAAAAGAAGCCAGCCGAAAGAGUCCAGUCUGAGCCCACCCCUAUUGAAAAUCCAGUUAACAAGGCAGUAGAGCAGCUGAGCAGAUGUGGUUUGGGUGGCCCAGAAGAGAAACACAUUGUUCCCCAUCAAUCACAGACUGAAAAGCCUGAUACUUCUGAGUACAGUCUAAUUCCUGAACCUGUUCCCAUCUCAGAUGACUCUGGAAGCAACUGUGGAGGUUCGCAGGUGGUUUUCCUGGGUAUGAGCCAAAAGGGGAGAGAGCGAUUUAAAAAGCUGUUUGCUAAAUCAAAACAGCCUGGCAAUCCUGAGCUAAAAGGCCCUGUGGACUCUCUGGCUGCCAAAGAGUGUUUGCUAGAAAAUAUCAGGCAAACAUUUAGUGAAUGGAAGACUGAGGAAACACUGAAACUGCUUUAUGGCUCCAGCUUUGUAGGUACCUGCAUGCCACAGGAGCAGACUCCACCAGCUGAUUGUGAAAAGGAAGAACUUGAUGAGGAUGAUUUGGAUAGUUCUGAGGAAACUAAUACUGCCAAUUACUUAAUGGAUAAUCUGAACUCUUUGAACAAGUCUGUGCCUUCCAGGGACCCCAGUAGAGCAGCCAAACUUGUGCCUAGCUUUGAAAAAUUGAAAGAAGAGACAUCACAGCUAGAACUGAAGGUGAAGGAGUUCUACCAAGGAAAGUUCACCGUUGCAGAAGAAGAACAGACAAUAGAGUCAGGAGGAGAGAAGCUGUCUAGCAAAGAUCAAGAAGACCAGCAGUGGACUCCAGUUUUUCCACUUGUAGAUUCUAAAGCCCAGCAGCAGAUUCGGACACAGAUUGUACUUGAAAAGCUGCGGAAGGCCUUGCCUGCUGUUUUGGGCCCUCUUCAGAUUCCUCUUGGAGAUGCCUACAAGGAACUUAAAGGUCUUAUUAAAACAUUCAGAAUCUUGCCUGGUAUCGAUGUGAGGCUGACUGGACGGUAAUUGUUUGGGUCAUCCUUUUUUCCUUCUUGAAGAUAAGGACCACAUUUGCCCUCCUCCAAUCUGCUGGGACUUGUCGCAUUCUCUAAUAAGAAGACUCAGGGCGAUUUCCAACAUAGGCAAAACAUGCACUUGUCAAUAAGAGACCAUAUAAAACAAAAACAUACAAUCCUGCUAAAACAACCACAAAAAUUAAAAUCCAGUUUUAGUCUCCUCCAUCAGAUGGGUUCAAAAUACCAAUGGUCAGAAUUUCAGAAUGGACAUGGCCAACUAUGAAGGGCUAGAAAAAGCUGGUGCGACAGGGUAUCAUAGGGCCAGGGAAGUGGAUAAAGUGCAGAGCAGGGUCCUGGUUGGCAACCAAGGGGAAGGGGCCUAGGGUCUAGGAACCGCCAGGUUUUCAGGUCCCUGCAGAAAGAGGACAGUGUAGGGGCUUGCCUGAUCUCUCUAGGUAGAGCAUUCCAAAGUGGGGGGGGGGGGCACCACCGAGAAGGGUCUCUCCCUCGUUCCCACCAACUACACUUGUGACGGUGGCGAGAGUGAAAGGAGGGCCUCCCUGACAGAUCUUGGAACCCGCGCUGGUUCAUAGGGGCUUCAUAAGAACUCUCAAACAUUAUUGCCCCUGGUUCCGAAUUGACAUCCACUAGUUCGGAUGUAGUUGAUCUGGUCCUGGGGAUUUGAAUGUUUAAAGCGGCCAGGUAUUCCUGGACAACUUGUUUCCCUAUUUGGGGUUGGAUUUCCCCUCAUCCUUCGUUCACUCCGUGUUGCUGAGGUUGAGGAUGGCUUUCUUUUUGUGAGAAGACUCUGAGGCAAAGAAGGCAUCUGAGGAUGCCUGCCAUAGAUGUGGGCGAAAUGUCAGGAGAGAAUACUUCUGGAACAUGGCCACACAGCCCGAAAGACAUACAACAACCCCAAGACAUUAAGUAGUUCUACCUUUUCCCUAUCCCCUGUGCCUCCUUGUUCUUCAUUUUUCUAGCAGUGUAAGCAAGGGAGUACUUUUUAUUGUUGUAAUGUCCCUGGCAAGCCUGAGCGCAUUUUUCGCUUUAGCCUUGCGAACCUUUUUCUUAAUUUUUCCCUUUAUUUUCUAUGUUGUUUUCUUGUGUUGUGCAAAGAAAAGGGAGUGUUACUCAGCAGUACUAUUACCUAUAGAUGUGACAGAGGAGUAGUGAACCAUUUCUACAUGGGAUUUGCUCUUGAUUGUUUUCUGAAAGCUUUUUCCCCUCUUCUGAGGCUUUGGCACUGACACACAGCUUGUUUGGGAAAGUGACUGCCCUUUCUCUGCUCCGUAUUAUUUAGGGCUUCACACCUGAAGGUUGCUUCCUUCAGUCUGAAAUGGCUUCUUUGGGACCACUGGGUCGGUGGUAAGUCAGGAGUUGUGUAACCAGAGGUUUCCGACUGUGAAGCCCUGACGGUUCCUCCAGUCUAGGGAGAGCCUGCAUUGCCUGCUCUGUGUUGUUGCAUGUAGCAGAUUAUUAGUGUCUUCUGGCUACCUCUGUUGUAAGUAGCAUAUUGAUGGCAACAACUAGUGUUGAGACCUUGCCAAUCAAUACUGACAUUGAAUGAGAGUUAAUUGACACAAAUAACUGCAUCUCUCCGUUUAUGUACAAGAAUGAUGCCUUCCUGAGCUGUGAUCAAUACUGGCUCCUUGUACAGCAUUGAAAAAAAGCUGCUUUCCCCUGCUCUUUGACAGAAUACUCCCCAGUGAUUUCAGACCUGUCUCUUCCACUGUGUCUCAUCCAGGCAGAUUAACUGGAAGGGAACAUAUGAAUUUGCCUGUCAGGAUGAUUCCAUCAGGCAAUUCCUCUUUAAGUGUUUACCGCUGUCAUCAGUACUGAGUCUAGACCUUCAGCCUUUUCUUUGUCUCCUAUUCCCAAAGCCAGAAAGCAUAACAGUUUAGUAAGUAAUGACUAUGUUUGCUGUAUGGCUUUCCAUACAAAAUCCUUCUAUUCAUUUAAACUUGUGCCUUAUCAUUUUUUCACUAUUUCAGUGAUAUUAGAUUUCAUUGGUUAGAGAUAAGAACAGAAGACACAUGCAGAUUAGAUGUGGAAUUGCCAGAAUUAUAAGUGGUCCUUGAGCUAAAGAUGAUAUUUUUAUGUUGUAUACAGAGUCUGUUUUCCCCCAGUUUCUCUGUUCUCAUUCAAGAUGCAUACUUGGAAGCAAAUGCUGCUGAAUUCAGUAACACCUUCUUUCCAGUAAAUGUAUAUAGUAGAAUAUUCUUAAUGACUUUUACAUCACUUGUUUUGUAACAGAAUCAAGGAUUGAAAGCAGGCAUUUCCUGAAUGGUCAUGUACACUGCAAAUUAUGAUUACUUUAAAAAAAACGACAUAUGCUACAAUUCCAGGUGUCAUAUUGCAGCAAACACUUCACCAUUCAAAUGUUUGAGCUAUACUGUAUUUUAUAAAACUGUUAAGUUUCUAGGUUUGUAAAUUGUAUUAAAAGGUUUGUUUAAAAACCAUAAAUGAACAACUGAUUAUCUGAAGCUUGGUGUCCAACAUUUAGUAGCUUUUUAGAAUUUAAUUUUUUAAACAAUGUUUAUGUGUUUACAGUGAUUCUGAUUUGUCUGUUUGAAGGGCUGGUGUUAUUAAUCACUUAAAAGUUGGUUUAUUCUUAUUGCAACCUUCUGAAUAAGAGUCUUCCAAGACACUCCAUCAUCAGAUAUGUUUAGAUGAAAAACUGUGGCUUCUUUGAUUGAGUCUAUUCAUCUGUAAUUUGGCCUUCCUGUUUUCCUACUGCAAACACUAUUGUGAUAAUGUCAUCCCAUGAUAUGGCCAAGGUAUGAUAGCCUCACUUUGAUCAUUUUGGCUUCUAGGGAGAGUUCAAGCUUGAUUUGUUCUAGGGUCCAUUUAAUGGUCAGUUAGCAGUCCCUGCUAUGCAUAGAACACAUCACCAGGUCACUUAUUCCUCAGCUUUCUUCAUUGCCCAGCUUUCACAAUCUUACAUAAGUCCUAGCCUCCUAAUUUCUUGACAAACUGUCUUGAUUUUAUUUAUGACUGAGCAAGAUAUAGACAAUCUUUGAAUAUUACCAUGUGUUUAUCAUGCCUAAAGGGUACAUCUGCCAUUUUCCUUCCUUGCUACAUGAGAUCCUCUCAUUCUCUUCCAAAUAAUAAUGAAUUGAUACUUACGCAUACCUCUGUGUGUGCUUGUAUUCUCAUCAUGUUUAAAAUGCCUUUAAAGCAGUGGUUCCCAACCUUUUUUGACCAGGGACCACUUAACCAGGAAUCACUUUGGCCAGGGACCACUCUCCAACAUUAGUACCAAAAGGAUUACAAAUUAGUUUUUGGUCAACUUUAGAUUCGGUUUGGUUAUUUGAGGGGCUGAUUCAGAAAAUUACAUUGGAUAGACUACAUCAGUGGUAGUUUCCAAUGCAGAAUAUAUGCCAUCCAGUAGUCGCCAUCUGCUCGCUCACAGAAAACCAUAUUUAACAAUCUGGAGCUGAUGUGGUCUAUCCAAUGCAAUUUUCUGAAACCGCACCUUAAAUAACUCAAGGAACAGGCGUAAAAACAAAGACACCAAGGCGCCCCACUUCCAGGUGCCACUUGGAACGGCUCCGCUUAGAGGGAGGGAGGGAGGCAGAGGAGCAGCAGCAGCAGUCAGGAGGCUUGUCGCACCUUUCGUGGGUAAUUAGCCUCUCCUCUCCCGACAUCCCCGUUGCCUCAGCACUAUAAGAGGGAUUUGUGAUACCAGUCACUCUCGUUGCAAUGGUGUAAUAACGAUGAGGCCACAGACCAUAUUUUAGGUCUUGGGGACCACUGGUGGUCCACGGACCACAGGUUGGGAACCACUGCUUUAAAGUGUUUUGAAUUAGUUUUUUUUAAUAGGGUUAUAUGCGUAUUUGUAUGUGUAUAUAUAACCAUUGUAUUUAAGGUGUACUUUUAAUCUGUGUUAUAAACCAUUUGAUUAUAAAUUAAACCAUUCAGUAGUGACAGAUUAACUAGAUGCCCCAAUAUAGAUAUAUUGUGGGUGGGUAUUAGCAAGCCCUUAAUGCAUUAGGAAAGCAGAUAGAAAAGGCUAAGUUUAUGUUGGUAUAAAUUUGCCCACUCUGCUAUUUCAGAAGUACUUAAACUAUUAAUGCUGGGUUUUUUUUUUGGUUU